ACGUAAACGGGAUCUCAGCUGUAUUAGCGGAAGACAGGAUUCAGGCUUCCAGUGACAACCGAAUCAGCGAUACGGGGAACUAGUCCAGGGACGAGCGAAUCAAAUCAGGAUUAAACAUACGCGUCUGCUCCACUGACUGCACUCGAGUCGAGAUUGAGAUUCAUUCAAAACAUCCUGUAGCCUAGUUGCAUUGCUUUUAUGUCACAUAUCCUUAUCGUACUUAAUACAGUACCAGAAUUGCUAAGGUAGCCCACUUCAACAAACAGGCAGAGCAUCUGCUCUUUAAAUCGUCGUGCAGGACAAUACACAGUACUGUAAUAUAUGUGAUACUAUAAGUAAAUAUCGGAUUUACUGUUUGCUCAAGAGUUUCUUUGGUUGGCUUCGAGGCACCAGCAAUGCUCUCUGAAAUACUGGGUUCCUGAUGCCCAGUUUGAACUGACCUGUAGUCUUCUGGCACCAAAAGAAAGAGAGGAUUUUCGGCAUUCACAAGACUAAAGACCUUUGGCUUUUGAGCAAAAGGUAUCAUGUCUUCCAGAGAGCGACGGUCUGAUUUGUACAUAAAGGCUGAACCCAGCAGUCCCGAGGGAGGAGGUGGUGGCAAUGGGAGGACCAGCCCGGGAGGAGCGUCCUCAGACUCCUCUCAGAGUGGAGGAGGGGGAUCCAGAGGAGAAAGUGCUGGCCGCUACUCCCCGCCCCCUUACACGCCUGCGUUACGUUGCCAUUUUAAGGAGGAGGGUGCGGAUGGAGCCGAGGAGGGCUCCACUGGUAGCGUAGGAGGCCGCUGCAAGUACACACUAAGCACGCUUCCCAAAAGGCUGUGCCUGGUGUGUGGAGAUGUGGCAUCUGGCUACCACUACGGAGUGGCUUCCUGUGAAGCCUGUAAGGCUUUCUUCAAAAGAACUAUACAGGGUAAUAUUGAGUACAGUUGUCCCGCCUCUAAUGAAUGUGAGAUCACCAAGCGCCGCAGGAAGGCCUGUCAGGCGUGUCGUUUCACCAAGUGCCUCAAAGUAGGCAUGCUCAAAGAAGGUGUCCGCCUGGACCGAGUUAGAGGCGGACGACAGAAGUACAAGAGACGCCCGGAGAUGGAGAAUGCUACAUACCAGAGUGCACCUAUACCUUUAAGGAAAGAGGGAGAGAAGGGCUCAUCCAGCAUCAUUGUGUCUCAUCUGCUGGUGGCGGAGCCAGAAAAGCUGUUUGCUAUGCCAGACCCCCUGCAGCCUGACACGGCCCAACGCACACUCACCACUCUCUGCGACCUGGCCGACCGGGAACUAGUUGUCAUCAUCGGCUGGGCCAAGCACAUUCCUGGCUUUCUCUCACUAUCUCUGGCUGACCAGAUGUCCGUGCUGCAGUCGGUGUGGCUGGAGGUGUUGGUGUUGGGGGUGGCGUACCGUUCUCUCGGCUGUGAGGACGAGGUGGUGUUUGCUGAGGACUUUGUGCUGGAUGAGGAGAUGUCUCGUGUGGCCGGUCUGACUGAACUCAACGCCGCCAUCAGCCAGCUCGCUCGCCGUUUCAGGGCUCUGCAGCUGGACCGCGAGGAGUUCGUCAUGCUAAAGGCCAUCGCUCUCACCAACUCAGAUUCGGUGUACAUUGAGGACAUGGAGGCUGUGCAGAAGUUACGGGACCUUCUGCAUCAGGCUCUGCUGGAGCUGGAGGUCCAGCGAUGCCCUGAUGACCCCCAGCGUGCGGGACGACUCCUCCUCACCCUGCCCCUCCUCCGGCAGACUGCCGGCCGAGCCCUCACCACCUUCUACAGCAUCAAGACCCGAGGUGGCGUGCCAAUGCACAAACUCUUCCUGGAAAUGCUGGAGGCCAUGAUGGACUCACCCUAGAGAAGAGACGACAGAUGGAUGACGGAUGGAUGGAAGAUGAAGAAAAUGGGCUACAUGUUUGCCCAGAGUCUUUUUGUAUAUUGCAAGGGCUACAAAAGCCAAAAGAAAACACUUUUUGGUGUUGAAUAUGAAGAAGAUGUUUUGUGUAACUGUCCGCCGGUACUGGUCUUUCACAUCCAAUCCACCUUCAUUUGAUUUUAAUGGGUAGCACGUCAACACAGGCUUGGGUCAGUUCAGACACACUUAAUAUUUCUAUCAUUGUUCGAGAAACCACAGACAACGUGUAAUUCAUUGUCACUCCACAGCCAUCCUGAUAAGUGUUUCUAGGAACUAACCGUUACUGUAAACUCAGAGAAAUUUACGUGCCAAGGACGUCUCCUGAGACUGCAGCAAUAUGAACUCUUCCCUGAAUCACACGAUUCAGCGUUCGUUAUCUCAUUCUUUAACAAUGGUAGGCCAACGAAACAAACACAAGUCACUAUCACUACAGUUCUAAUCAAGUAAGCUUAUUUUUCUCCUUAAAACAGUGCAUAAAAGGCACUUGUGUACAGUUAAUAAUGUCUUUUAUAAUGCACUCGCCAUACUACAAGUGCUAUCUAACUUUGUCCUGCUAGCUUUUUGUGGAAUAUGCAACACAUAGGUGAAGGAAAUACAGCUCAAGACAAACUUCAGUUUUCUGGGACACACUGGUACUGCAAAUAUACUGCAAAAUCAUAUGGAAAGCAAUAUGAAAGACUUCAUAACUCACUUGAUCUCUGUCAUGCCACGUCUUGCUUCAAAACAGAAUUUAGUAGUUUAGUCGCAUAGCAAGCAAAGUCAGUGUUUUUUAUUAUUAUUAUUAUUUUAUUUUUUAUUGUAGAACAUUUUUAUAAACCAGGCCAUCCUUUGUAUAAUAGCCAAUUGUUUUAAAAGAAUAAUGUCAUCGUUUUAGGAUAUGGAUUAUGUGAAUGGGAGAUUAUGGGUACUAAAUGCUGAACUGAACCAACAGUGUGUCUAAAUCGGGGUAAACUGACUGAAAGCCUCUGUGGUGCAGAUCAACAUUAAAUGCAAUUUGGAAAGCCUCACGAGGUGAGCUCAUCUUCGAGACUCUUCGUUCGGCUGUUUUAGGAUGUGUUUGCGUUGUCUCCUCAUAGUUGUUUGUUUGCAGACACUCGUCUGGUAGUAUAUGCAAUCAUACUCCGUUCAGAGUCAUACAACUCCUCUACCUUUUAUUUAUUCUACACAUGUGAAAACCGGAGGAAGAAAAGCCAGUUGCCGUUUUGGCCUCUUUACCAAUUUUAAGUACUAAAAAUGAAAACCACUGUUGUACAGAGUCGGACCUCGGAGGUGACACCAGAUCUUCAGGGGGAUGUUUUUCACUGUAUGCUGUUCGCAGCAAUGAUUGUAUGAGUGCUUUCAAAGUGGAAUCUUCUGAGGAUAGUUUCAGCUCAACAAUAGGUUUAAUCUGGGUCUGCAGAUUUCUAGUCCAAAAUACUGAGGGGACGUGUUGUGAUUCAGGCCUUUGGGUGAUCAUAUGAGUUUUUGUAGCUCAUUUUGUGCUUACGGCAUGGCUUUAGGAUUUGGUUUUCCAUAUAGACUAUGAAGCUUGGCCUCAGGUUUGGUAUUGAAAUAAAGCAAAUCAUUUGGGAGAAUGUUAUAAAAUGUCUGUUUUGUAUUGAAUUUUUUUUUUUUUUUUGAUUUAUCUUUUUGCAAAUUAAAGUACUUACUUUAAGACAUAUGAAAGCCAGUGGAUGUUAUAUUUUGCAUGUUCAUUUUUGUUUAAUAUAUAGUAUUGCAGUUUUCAAGCACUAAUAUGUGUUUAUCACUGCAAAACUUUCUCUGCUUUUCAUUUUUUUAUUAUUUUUAUUUUAUUUUUUAAUAUUUACAGUUUGGCUGUUAAGGGAAUUUUGGGAUAUUUCAAUAAAACUCUUUAUUUUUUUUAUUCAGUCUAUAUGCAUUUAUCAAAACUGUUUUUUUUUUUCUUCUAACAUUUCAGUAUGUUUGUUUUUUCUUUUGUGGACAGGAAGUUAAUGUCUCUCCUGAGUGGUUAUUGGGAUGUCGUGGACUGUACAUAACCAUGAAUGAAUGGGUCCAUUCAAAGACAGCUGUAAAAUAUGUCAAUGUUUGUGUCAAUAAUAACUCUAAUAUAAAGAUGAUAGUACAGUAGUGUUUUCAUAAUGGUAAGCAUUAUAUAAAGCCAUUUUGUCUGUCAGACUUAGAACAUAACAUAUGAUUGAGAGAGAAAUUAAAUACAUGGCUAGGUGUUUUCGUGUGUCUGUGUAUAUUUCUGUAAAUGAGCAAUACCAGAAUUUACCAAAAUGUUUGUUUUGACAUUUUUCUGUAUAUUGAUAUACUGUAAAUCAAACCUCAACAGUAACACUAGUGAUAACAGUCGAAAGUAAUAAGAACUACAGUAAAGAACAAAUCAAUAUUUGUAUUCCAAAAUGUAUUUAAAAGAUUAAAAUCUAUUUUUUACUCAAUUUGCGGAUGUUUAUUAAUAUUCUCGUUCUGGUAUUUGUGGGAGUUGAAGUCAUCUGAUUGUAAAUGUCUGUGCUUUUUUGUUUCCUCUUUGUAAAGCUCAGUGGUUCUGCAGUAAAACUGUUUCAACACUUUGGUCAUAUUGAAUCACUGUGAAGAGAAAGCAAACACUAAGACACCACAGGAAAAAUAGAGGUGUUUUAAAAUCUUGUCAGUGUCUAUAUGUGUUUUGUAAUAAAUUAACGCGUCAUUGGA
Molecule: messenger RNA, 4544 nt
Organism: Carassius gibelio (silver crucian carp)
Lineage: Eukaryota; Metazoa; Chordata; Actinopteri; Cypriniformes; Cyprinidae
Product: steroid hormone receptor ERR1-like
Exons: 8
Coding region: 525-1832 (435 amino acids)
Biological process (GO): regulation of DNA-templated transcription
Cellular component (GO): nucleus
Molecular function (GO): nuclear steroid receptor activity; DNA-binding transcription factor activity; steroid binding
Source: RefSeq, a predicted model, not a curated record